AUGAAACCUGACGGGUCUCUGGACGCUCCCUUCACUCUGGAUGACGAUCCGCCUAGUUAUGUACCUGCGCCUACAGUGCGACGGCGCCAUCGCCAAACGCUUGACCAAGAUGGGCUUGAGGAGAUCUCCGACGCGCAGCAAGCUGCAGCUGCAUGGAAGGAAGUCGCCGCACGGAGACAAACGAAACAAAGACACGGGAAAAACAUGAGCAAUGAUACGUCUGGAGGAGAUAGUAGUACGAAGGACAGCAAUCUCACAAACAAACCGCGAGACCGGACGUCGUCAUCCACGAAGUCUGUUGAGAUUGUUGAUCUUUCAAUCGAUGAAGACGAACCGCCAGUAUCCGGACAAGCAACACAAUCAGGCGCAAGUACUAGACCUACGUACCGUGCGACGUCGGCCCUCGGAGCCUCAACCGACCGUACCGCACCCGACUUGGACCAUGCCGUGGAUCCAUCGGCUCAGCCAACCAGUAACGUCUCCGAGACUCCACCUGAACAAGCCUCUUCAAGUCGCGGAGAUACAAUUCCGGAGUCGGACGACGCAACACCGGAUGAUGAUAGCGGCAGCAUGACUAUCCCUUUGCCUAAUAAGUCGCCCGAGCCAAGCCUUUCAGCAAUACAAAGACUGCCGCAGAAACAGAAAGCCAUCAAGUCAGUAAGACGAAGAGAUGAUGGGUUCUCGGGUUCACAGCUGCCUGUCAGACCACCGCGUCAGUCUGCGACUGAUCAUCGGGACGUAACAAACUUAUCCUUCAAGCCUCUCGACCUGGGCUCGAAUACUAGUAUCAUUGCUGAUAGCGCGCCUGCGCAGACGGAGGAAGAAUCCGUCAGGGCUGCCAGUCCUGUGGAACGCAGCACAACGCCGACACAAUCGCCGCCACCGCCACCUCACGAUGAGGCUGGCGAACCUGCACCGGGGCGUGCCAUUAGCUCGACACCUUUACUGUCCCGUUCUGCCACCCCUACUGCCCUGCGUCCUGUCGAAGCAUCAGCAGAGCCGAUCCGGCCCUCUGAGGCGCCAUUGCCAGUUCCCGAAAUUAUGAUUCCAGACGUACCAGCUCCGGCAACAAUCGUCAGUACUCAUCCAACCAUCCAACCCGAACACCUUCGGGUGCCUGUCGAGAACGAUGGUGGUAGGACAAGCAAGAAGCUCUCACUGCAAGCGGAUGUGCUCGUCACUACACGCUCAGCUGUAGAAGCGUGUUUGAAACGUCAUGUGGCGGAACGACAUGAAUUACAUGCAUACCUGAUGGAGACGAAGAUGCGGAAUCAGAGAACAUUUCAAGAACAAGACCUACGCGCCCGGUCCCGUAAGCAGAAGCGUCCACAACAGCCCAUCCUACCCGAAAAGUACAUCCAGAAGACUUCCCCCUUUGAGAACAUGCGUGCUAUACAAGUGCCGUUCGACAGAGCCAACGCCAAGCGCCUCGUGGAUAUGAGUCAGGAGACAUUCAUCAAAGCCAAACCCAAGGACACAGUGGUCAAGUCAGGCUUAGCCGUGCCCACUACAAAGUACAAGAGUGAUGCGCCAAAGAUUCCUCCUUUCAAAGAGUAUGUCAGUCUGAGGAACAACGUUCUUAAAGACAAUGAGUCAAAAUUACUCGCAACACCCUAUUUCCAGGACGAAGACUACCGUGGUCGCGAGGUUCUGCUGGACACGCUUCCUUAUAUGUACGAGAUGACGCAUGACGAGAAGGGGCCGCUAGACUUCCGCAAGGAACAGUGCCGGUUCUAUGAUAAAGCCAUCGAAGCAUUCUUGUCUGAGAUAGGCAUCACGUGGAACGAUAUCCUGUUUUGGUUACUGGCCCAGGAUGAAGACCUUGUACGAAUCAACGACUCUUUGAAUGGAAGCAAGCAGUUUGAAGCACAGCUCCUCGAAAGAUCACGAUAUCACAUUGAGGAGUUUGAGAGAGACGGUGAGCCGAAGAAGGCUAUUCUGUUUGACCGGAAAAACAAAAAGUGGGAAGAGUUCGUCGCACAGCUUGAAGAGCCGAUCCCGAGUGCUCUGAGACUUGCGGCAACAGCUUCUGCAGCGGUAUUCAAAGAAUGUGAUUUCAGCAUCUGGUACCUGGCUCAAGAGUCCAAAGCUGUACAGAGUCUCAUACGGAAGAAGUCUGCACAUGAGCAGUCUUCCAAGCACUCAACGUACAAAAAGAUCAUGUGCAGAGUAUGCCAUCAACACGAUUGCCUUCUUCAUGGCGAGAUCAGACAAGUACCUGAGGAUUCCUGGAAGACGGACUCGGAAGACGAAGAACGCGCUACACAGGCGACUGAUGUUACCAGUCGUCGAGGCUCCAACAACAAAACUUCGCGCCGUGUGUCGAACUUUAGCAGAGACGACACCGACGAUGAGAACGAACCCGGCGACCCCUUGCCCGCACAUUUCGACUCCGACUCCGACAUUGAGAAGGUCAUAAACUAUAAGCUCCCUGCAAACCCAAGCGCUUUCGAGUAUUGUUCAGAGACGGAGAUGAUUACUCCCAAAGGUGCGAAACCGCCACCUGUCCAACGCACCUGCUGUAAUGUUGCGAUACAGCGGGGUGUUCCUCGGAAAACAUUGCUCGGCCAUUCGGAAGUGCAUGGCUUUGGACUCUAUAUGGGCGAGGACAUCAAGAGUGGCGAGUAUAUUGGUGAAUAUACUGGCGAGGCCAUCUCGGUUAAGGAAGGCGAUCGCCGAGUCACGAUAUACGACUACCAGAAGACGAUGUAUCUGUUUCGUCUAAACUCGAAGCAAGAAGUUGAUGCGACAUACAUGGGUAAUAAACUACGCUUCAUCAACAAUGCCGACGACAAGUACACGAACUGCGGCCCCAAGAACUUGCUCUGCAACACAGUCUUUCGCAUCGCGCUCUUCGCCACCAGAGACAUCAAGGCAGGCACCGAACUGUUCUUCAACUACAACUAUCCCAAGGAGAAAACAGAGCAAUUCAAACAGCCGAAUGCCAAGAUCGUCGCGGUCAAACAGACCAAGCAAAAGACGAAGAAAAGGGAGUCACUCACCAGUCUGAGCCAGCCUAUCGAGGAUCGCUCACGUAUCCUUGCCGCCACAGCAAAAGCCAGAGAGGCAAAAGCCGCGAAGCGGAAAGAGGCCAUGCUGCAAGAGGGCGGCGUGGAGCCAGCCACACGAAGGCGCUCUGGAACACUUCAAGCACGAAAGGCAGCUACGAGCAAACCCGGACGCAAGGCAGUGCGAAAGUCCAAGCGCGGAGGGCUCAAUAGGAACGAGUCCACAGGUUCAGAUACGGGCAUGGAUGUAGAGGCAAGCGACCCCGAAAUCCCCGAAAUCCCCCCUGUCAUUGAGUCGCAGAGCACUCAGACUAGUCUGUACGUCCAGGACACGGAGGCGGAAGACGAUGAGUUCAUCUUGCCAGAUACCCAAGAAGACGAAGAGCAAGAUGUGGCUGAGCCGGCCUCCGAGGAUGAUGAACCGCCCGGUCGAUCUACGAGGUCUCGUCGUGGGCCGGGUCGACCGCGUAGGAGGGCGUCGGAUGUGGCGCCGGUGGUUGCGGUCAAGCAGGCGGUUAAGCAGGCGGUUAAGCAGGCGGCCAAACAGAAGAAGUCGAAGAUGGGUGGUGCACGACCAGGUGCUGGCAGGAAGAGAAAACGACCCAUUAUUGCUAACAGCGAUGAUGAGUGA
Molecule: messenger RNA, 3639 nt
Organism: Alternaria viburni
Lineage: Eukaryota; Fungi; Ascomycota; Dothideomycetes; Pleosporales; Pleosporaceae
Exons: 6
Coding region: 1-3639 (1212 amino acids)
Biological process (GO): chromatin remodeling
Molecular function (GO): histone methyltransferase activity; protein binding
Source: RefSeq, a predicted model, not a curated record